AACCAAUGACAUCUAAAAAUUCUACUUCACCAUCGGUGGAAUCUACCCCCAUCGCUGCUCAUAAACGGAAUUCGGAUGAUAUUGGUUAGGAAUAUGGAUUUUGCCCGGAUAAAAAUAAGUUGGAUAAAUUAAAAUGUAACUUGUGUGGAAAAGUCGUUAGCGGGGGGAUUUCUAAAUUUAAACAACAUAUUGCUCAUGUGACGGGAAAUGUUUCUUCAUGUACAGACUCUACAAAAGUCGAUCAAUUGAGAAUUCGAAAUUAUCUUAACAAAGGGAAGUUAAAAAAGAUAGCUAAACGCACACAUGAUGAGUCCAUAAGAUUAGAGGUGAUGCAAGAAUUACAUGACAGUGUUGAUGUGGAUGAAAUAGAAGAUUUUUUUGGGGUCUAAAGCACCAAAUGUUAUAGGCCCCAUGGAUGACUUUGCAAACAAAAUAAACCCCGAAGAAGAUUUGAAGAAGGGAAAGGGAAAAAUUUUUGAUCUUAACAAUAUUGUUCGAAAAGAUAGAAUAUUAGCGUAUCAUAAAUUCAUUAGUAGGUGGGCAUAUAAAACUUCGAUUCGGUUUCAUGCAUUGGAAGAUGAUAGCUUCAAAAUGAUAUUGGAGGUUGUUGGCCAAUUUGGAACUGGGCUUCCACCUCCUACUAGAUAUUCUUUGAGCGACCCACUUCUAAAGCUUGAGGUUGAAAGAACGAAGAUUUUGUUGAAAAGAAAUGAAGAAGAAUGGAAAGAGAUUGGAUGCUCGAUCAUGACAGAUUCUUGGUCCGAUAGGAAGAGAAAGAGCAUUAUGAAAUUAUGUGUAAAUUUAAAAAUGGGUACCGUGUUUUUAUCAUCCAAAGAAAGUUCAAGUGAAGCACAUACAAGCCAACACAUAUAUGAUUAUGUGGAAUAUUGCAUUCAACAAGUUGGUCCCGAGCAUGUUGUUCAAGUUGUGACCGAUAAUGCCACGAAUAACAUGAGAGCGGCGAAGUUACUAAAAGAGAAACGACCAACUAUUUUUUGGUAAUCAUGUGCAACACACACCAUUAACCUUAUGCUCAAAGGUAUUGGUAGACUUCCAAGGUUUAAGAAAGUCCUAGAUCAAGCAAAGAAACUAACCAUUUUCAUUUAUGCUCACCACAAAACCUUGGCUAUGAUGAGAAACUACACCAAGAAAAGGGAAAUUAUUCGACCGGGAGUCGUGAGAUUUGCUUCCGCCUUUCUAACAUUACAAAGCUUAUCUGAAAAGAAGGAGCAACUAAAACAUAUGUUCUCUAGCACCGAAUGGGAGGAAUGCAAAUUUUUCGGUACGCCUAAAGGGAGAGCCUCAUAUGGAAUGGUGACAAGUCUCCAAUUUUGGGCUCGUGUGACACAAUCUUAA
This is a messenger RNA of Lactuca virosa, 1356 nucleotides long. NCBI's taxonomy places the organism in Eukaryota, Viridiplantae, Streptophyta, Magnoliopsida, Asterales, Asteraceae. The record is from the annotation of a GenBank genome assembly.